CUGUGAGCUUGUGAGACUGUGUUACUUCAUUGUCCUCACUCGCAGCUCGUUCAUCAUUGGUGAGUGCUGACAUUAACAUUUUUGCCUGCGUUUUUAUUUUUGUUCGUGUUCAAUGCUUUCAACUUCUCAUUGAUUGGAUUAAGAGGCAAAGUUUCCGACUUUGAAUUAUGGUAUUGCUGGUUGCACUUGCAUUGCUUCUGGGUCUCUUCCUCGCUGUUCUUCUUUUCAACCCACGACACCGCAAAUCUGGGCACGAGGGAAAAGCUCAAACCAGUUUAAACAAUGAUAAGACAUCAAAAUCCUACAGUAAAACGGAAGUUUCAUUGCAUAACAAGAGAACAGAUUGUUGGAUAAUCAUCAAGAAAAAGGUAUAUGAUGUUACCUCUUAUGUGGAAGAACAUCCAGGUGGUGAUGCCAUUCUAGCACAUGCUGGAGAUGAUUCGACUGAAGGAUUUUUUGGAACAUUUAUUCCUUCCUUCUUGGCAUGUACCUGGAUCAAUCAUGUUGUAUGAACAUACCACAGCACGCAACUCGAGUAUUUGACAUGAUUGAAGACUUCUACAUUGGAGAUUUGGGACAAUAGCCUAGUCAGUAGCUCUACAAUUUUAAUGUUCAAAAGAUGUAUGAUUUGAGAAUUUCAACAUUUUACUCCUUGUUAUCUCCCCAAAUUUUCACUGCUUGUCUGAUCAUUCAUCUUCAUUAGACAGUAAUUCAGUUGUUGCUGUUGGAAUGCAUGGUUUUGAUAUAAUUGGGCAUGAAAUCAUUUGUAUUCUCCUGUCUUUGUGCGCGCAGUAACAGCAAAAAUUGAGCCUUCCCCUUCUUUUCAUCAUUAAAAAUAUUAAGCUAAAUUAAAAUAUCGGUA
Vigna radiata var. radiata (mung bean) is the source of this 862-nucleotide messenger RNA. RefSeq names its product cytochrome B5-like protein. Gene Ontology annotation, molecular function: heme binding. NCBI's taxonomy places the organism in Eukaryota, Viridiplantae, Streptophyta, Magnoliopsida, Fabales, Fabaceae. Gene Ontology annotation, cellular component: intracellular membrane-bounded organelle; membrane. Bases 168 to 512 code for a protein of 114 amino acids. The transcript is spliced from 7 exons. The record is from RefSeq and is a predicted model, not a curated record.